AUGUAUAAAACUGUUAUUUGGCUUAUUAAGGAUACCAUGCAUCCAUCACCUGAUCUGUGGCUUCUGGUCCUUCUAGCGAUGACUGGUGUUUUGUCGUUUUUGCAAAACUUGUGCGCCUUUUCAUUAAUUCAUCAACUGACAGCCCUUUCUUAUGCAGUUUGCAACGCCACGAAGCGGAUUACUGUAAUUGGAUCAUCGCUGCUCACUCUGCACAACCCCGUCACAGGACAUCCGAUACUUACUAUUUCUGCUGUUAAGAAAGUUUGA
Molecule: messenger RNA, 267 nt
Organism: Haemonchus placei
Lineage: Eukaryota; Metazoa; Nematoda; Chromadorea; Rhabditida; Trichostrongylidae
Source: the annotation of a GenBank genome assembly